Argiope bruennichi is the source of this 520-nucleotide messenger RNA. RefSeq lists its product as uncharacterized. The transcript has 4 exons. Bases 34 to 465 code for a protein of 143 amino acids. Lineage: Eukaryota; Metazoa; Arthropoda; Arachnida; Araneae; Araneidae. The record is from RefSeq and is a predicted model, not a curated record.
AUAACGUAAUUUAUAAACAUAACAUUAAACAACAUGUCUCGGCAACUCGUUCGAAAAGCUUUUGAUCUGUUAGAAGAUGAAAUUAAAUCUGGUAAUCAUGAUAACAGAAAUGCAAAUUCCAAGUCAAAGAAAAAAAGUAGUACUGUCAGCGAAAAUAGUAUUAAAAAACAAAAGAUGUUGAACUCUAAAGAAAAAAAGAAUAAAAAAUUCAAAAAAAUGAAAUCACCUAUUGAUACAUAUAAGGAGAAACAUAUGGUAGAUAGGACUGAAGAAAAUCUUCAAAUACUUCUGAAGUUAAAGAGCUUGAAACCUAAACCUUCCACUGCUCAGAAGAUUUUAGACUUCCAUCAGAAGCAACUAACGAAAAGGCUUAUUGAACCUGAAGUAGAAAUUCAAGAACCUGAAUCCAUACUUUUCCCUGAGGAAAAUGAAAAACGAAAAAAGAAGAAAAAGAAAGAAAUGUAGAAUGUAAAUUUUUUAUUGUCUAACAUCUGUAAAUAAAACACUUAUUUUACAUUUA